Messenger RNA from Amphimedon queenslandica, 2564 nucleotides. Its product is annotated as carnitine O-palmitoyltransferase 1, liver isoform-like. Gene Ontology annotation, molecular function: carnitine O-palmitoyltransferase activity. NCBI's taxonomy places the organism in Eukaryota, Metazoa, Porifera, Demospongiae, Haplosclerida, Niphatidae. Bases 75 to 2414 code for a protein of 779 amino acids. Gene Ontology annotation, biological process: carnitine metabolic process; fatty acid metabolic process. Gene Ontology annotation, cellular component: mitochondrion. The record is from RefSeq and is a predicted model, not a curated record. The transcript has 20 exons.
AAUCAAUCCGCGGCAGUUGUAGUGCUCCGGCUCCGGCUGCAGUCUCUUUCUCUUCUAAAGUCUCUUGUGUCCUAAUGGCUGAGGCCCAUCAAGCAGUUGCCUUCCAGUUCUCAGUAUCCGAUGAUGGAGUGUUGUUCCACGUUCAAUUGAAACCUCUUGCUCUAGCUUUAUGGAGACUGGCCCGUUCGCGUUGUCAAGGGAUACGGAACACAAUACUAAAAGGAAUAUUUCCUGCUACUCCAUUAUCAUUGUUGUUUGUUUCUGCUGGAGUAGCUGCACUUCAUGCAACAGGGACCCAUCCUUCGAUUGAUACCAUCUACUUUGGGCCAAGAUGGUAUAAUUCAAUGCCUAUUUGGAAUGUAUCAAUCUGUUUGAUCGAGUCACUGUUCUUCUGGACUAUACUCUGCUACAUACAGAGGUACACACUAAAGUGUCUCCUCCUUUAUAAAGGAUGGAUGUUUGAUUCAAGAGGGAAGAGGUCCCUCAAGACUAAAUUGUUUGCCUUGUGUGUCAAGUUAGUUGCUGGCACUAGUAAUCCUCUUCUUGGGAGCUACCAGCGGUCGUUGCCACGGUUACCGUUGCCAAGCAUCGAUGACACAUGUUCAAGGUAUCUGGAAUCAGUCCGCCCACUCUACAAUGAUGAAGACUAUGAAGCUAAGAAGAAGUUAGUUGAGGAUUUCAAGAGAGGACCAGCUUAUAAACUGAAUAGAUAUUUGUUCUUAAAGUCCUGGGCCUCUACUAAUUAUGUCACUGACUGGUGGGAGAAGUAUGUGUAUCAAGGUUGGAGAGGAUCAGUAAUGAUCAAUUCUAAUUAUUAUGCUUGUGAUCAUAUAGGAGUGCUCAAGAAUUCCAACCAGAUCCCUCGUGUUGCUUGCUACAUUCAUGCUGCCAUGAGAAUGAAGGAAGACAUUGAAAACGAGAAAUUAAAACCGUUGAUUAUCAAUGACCUCAUUCCUCUUUGCUCCAGUCAGUACACUAGGCUCUUUGGUACCUGCAGGAUACCAGGAGAGAAAGAAGAUGUGCUCUAUCAUGCUGCUCCAGAGGAAAGCAGACACAUUGUUAUCUACAGGCUGGGGAGGUGGUACAAGGUGAACUGUUACUCAAGGAAUAAGCUAUUGAACCCUGUUGACAUACAAUGGCAGUUGGAGCAGAUAGUGAAUGACACUGAUGUGGAACUGAUUCCUGGAGAGAAGCACCUAGCAGCAUUGACCAGUGCUGAGAGGCCAUUUUGGGCGUCAGUGAGAUCAGAGUAUUUCUCCAGUGGUGUUAAUAGUGAAUAUAUGACUGCCAUUGAGAAAGCAGCUUUCUUUCUGAACCUUGAUGACACAUCACCUGAACUAACACUGGGUGGAGAGAACAGGUCAGAACUAUUGACAGAUUAUUGUGUGAAGUUGCUUCAUGGAAACGGGUACCUUUUCUGGUUUGAUAAGUCAUUCUCCUGUAUAUCCUUCAAGAAAGGAAGAAUUGGAAUCAAUGCCGAACAUUCCUGGGCUGAUGCUCCAAUCAUUGGUCACAUGCUGGAGUAUAUAUCUCAUAUUGAGGAGGAGGCUCACUUGUAUGAUGAAGAUGGUAACUGUAUUGGUGAACAUGAUCAGAGCACACCUAAACCACAAAGAAUGAAAUGGAAAAUAUCAAAAGAAUGUCAUGAUAAAAUAGAGUCAGCAUAUAAAAAUGCUCAGUUGUCAGUCAGUGACAUUGACCUUUAUGUUAAUCAACAUGAUGCUUACGGUAAGGGUAUCAUUAAAAGGUGUGGCUUCUCUCCUGAUGCUUUCAUUCAAAUGGCACUUCAACUGGCCUACUACAGAGAUAGUGGCGGUAAAUUUUGUUUAACAUAUGAAGCUUCAAUGACUCGUUUGUACAGAGAAGGAAGGACAGAGACAGUAAGACCCUGCACUAUAGAGGCAGCUCAGUUUGUACAAGCAAUGUGCAACCCUCAAUCAACAAAGGAAGAAUGCAAGAGGCUCUUGAAGGCAGCAACAGAUAAACAUGUCCUUUCUUAUAAAAAUGCCAUGAUAGGUAAAGGGAUCGACAGACACUUGUUCUGUCUCUAUGUUGUAUCACGUGGUAAGGAUAUACCCUCUCCAUUUCUAACAUCUGUCAUUAAUGAACCUUGGAAACUCUCAACCAGUCAGACACCAACACAACAAACUGGGAGGAUGGAUUAUAAUAAUAAACCUGAUCUAAUAUCAUGUGGAGGUGGCUUUGGACCUGUCACUAAAGACGGAUAUGGUGUUUCCUACAUCAUUCCUGGAGAUUAUUUGUUUUACUUUCAUGUGUCCAGUUUCAAGAGUUCCCCUCACACUGAUUCUAGAAGGUUCUCUGGGAAUAUUGAGCAAAGCCUGUUGGAUAUGAUAGACCUGUAUGAUAUUGUAAUAAAGAAAGAGGAUGGACUCCAGUAUCCACCUAAUAAAUAAUAAAUAAAAUAAAGAAUAAUAAAUAGAAAUAAUUCAGGAACAAUAGAAGAUUAAUUAUGGAUUGUAGUUAUUCCAAUACUUUAUUUUGUUAGUUUAUUUAUUUAUUUUAUUUAAAAAAGAACUUAAUCAUUGAGAGAAUGGCUAAUGAAA